Messenger RNA from Oncorhynchus keta (chum salmon), 553 nucleotides. Its product is annotated as zinc metalloproteinase/disintegrin-like. The annotation marks the transcript as partial. The record is from RefSeq and is a predicted model, not a curated record. The transcript has 5 exons. Lineage: Eukaryota; Metazoa; Chordata; Actinopteri; Salmoniformes; Salmonidae.
ACCACUUACUACAACCAAUCGGCAGAGGUCUACCGCCAAGCUGAAACACUACGGGACAACUGUACCUCUCCUAUUGGUCGGAGAAGAAUGGAGACCAGUCACUCUGCUCCAAUCACAGGGCCAUCCUGCGUCUCUGAAGGUGCUGAUAGAAACAGAGGAGGAACAGCUGCUCCUGAUUCUGGAGAAAAACCAUGGUCUGUUUGCCAGUCACUACACAGAAACACACUACCUGGAAGACGGCAGCGCGGUCACCGGCUCUCACAACCUCACGAUGAACUGCUAUUACCACGGAAUGGUGCAGGGACACAUCUAUUCUGACGUCAGCCUCAGUACCUGCUCAGGUCUCAGUGGCUUCAUCUCACUAGAAAACAGAUCCUACGUGUUGGAGCCGUCAACUGAUCCCUCCAGUGGAUCCCACAGGAUCUACCGGUCAGAACAGCUCAACCUCACACCUGGCUCGUGUGGCCAUGGCUUCAACAUAUCACUGGUUCAUGGAGACACCCAGGACAGCCACAACCAAUCAGACAGCCCCUUCGGAGCCUUCAGCACCAGG